ACUGCGGCAAGAGCCUAGUGGAAGUCGACCUGGGACCUCGUUGAGUUGGUAACUUCCUUUUCUCUCUUUAGUUCAUUUCAGGCAAAAUGGGUAUCAGCCGGGAUCACUGGCAUAAAAGGCGCGCCACCGGAGGCAAAAGGAAGCCUCUUCGUAAGAAGAGGAAGUUCGAGUUAGGCCGCCCAGCCGCCAACACCAAGCUUGGCCCACAGAGAGUCCACUAUGUGCGCACCCGCGGUGGCAACACCAAGUACAGGGCCCUGCGUUUGGACACCGGUAAUUUUGCCUGGGGAUCUGAGGGUACCGCUCGCAAGACCCGUAUUAUCGACGUUGUCUACAACGCCAGCAACAAUGAAUUGGUCCGUACCAAGACUUUGGUAAAGAAUGCCAUUGUUGUCAUUGAUGCCACUCCAUUCAGACAGUGGUAUGAAAGUCACUACAUUACUCCUUUGGGUCGCAAGAAGGGCGCUAAGCUGACUGAAGCUGAAGAAGCCCUCAUCAACAAGAAGCGUAGUAAGAAGGUAGCGAAGAAAUACGAAGUGAGACAACGCACCGCCAAGGUCGAACCAGCGAUUGAAGAACAAUUCACAACUGGUCGUCUGUUAGCGUGCUUGGCAUCCCGACCGGGUCAGUGCGGUAGAGCCGACGGAUAUGUGCUGGAAGGCAAGGAACUCGAGUUCUACAUGCGUAAGAUUAAGUCUAAGAAAGCCAAGUAAGCGUGGGAGGUUUUGAUUAAUGAAAAAACAACAGAAAAACUUAUGGUGUGAAUAAAUGCGUCUAACACCUGUAAUUUAUAA
Dalotia coriaria is the source of this 794-nucleotide messenger RNA. RefSeq names its product ribosomal protein S8 (gene RpS8). Bases 87 to 713 code for a protein of 208 amino acids. Lineage: Eukaryota; Metazoa; Arthropoda; Insecta; Coleoptera; Staphylinidae. The transcript has 4 exons. Gene Ontology annotation, cellular component: cytosolic small ribosomal subunit; ribosome. Gene Ontology annotation, biological process: maturation of SSU-rRNA from tricistronic rRNA transcript (SSU-rRNA, 5.8S rRNA, LSU-rRNA); translation. The record is from RefSeq and is a predicted model, not a curated record. Gene Ontology annotation, molecular function: structural constituent of ribosome.